Messenger RNA from Brachypodium distachyon (stiff brome), 2335 nucleotides. RefSeq lists its product as uncharacterized. Lineage: Eukaryota; Viridiplantae; Streptophyta; Magnoliopsida; Poales; Poaceae. The coding region runs from base 539 to 1987 and encodes 482 amino acids. The record is from RefSeq and is a predicted model, not a curated record. The transcript has 3 exons.
UUUCUUUAUCUCUUUCUCCCUCUCUGCUUCCUCUCCUAUCUUCCCCACCGAGCAGCCCGCCCGCCACUGCUCCUUGUCCCGAAGCCCGCGUCUCAUCCCUUGUUGUCCGGCGCCGCCCCCAUCUCAUCCCGUGCUGUCCGGCGCCGCCCUCCACUCCCCUGCUGGCCGCCGCCCCCCUCCUCCUCCUCCUCCUCAUCCCCUGCUGGCCGCCGCUCUCCACUCCCCUGCUGGCCGCCGACGCCCGCCCCAAAUCGAACAAAAACAGAGAGAAAGGAGAAGCAGGGAAGGCGGGGAGUACCUGCAGGUGGCCAGCCCCAAAUCGAACAAAACAGAGAGAAGCAGGUGGAUUUUAGGGAUCCCCGCCCCAACCUCGCCGGUAGGGGCAAGCAAGGAUCGAGAAUCGGCUGCCGUCAGGGCGAUGGUGAGGCGCCGUCUCCGCAACCACCACCAACACAGUCAUAUGAUCUUAUCCUAAUCAGCUCCAUUGUUCUGUUUCCAGCGGAACUUCGUAGGUCCAGAUUUGUGAUUGCUGCAAGCUAUGGCUGCCGCUGAAGCAAGGGCUGCUUGGCAACGUGCUGCAAACCGUUGCAUGGUUCAGGAGGACAGAAAGAGAGCUCCCAAACUAGCCUGUUGUCCAUUGUCAUCUGAACAACAUGGUACAAAUAAUGGAAACUCUACAACUUCAGAAGGUCGUCCUAUCUCCAAUUUCGUGCCUCUGAGCUGUAAUCCCAUAAACUCUAAUCUGCCACAAGAUAUCAGAUGGCGGUUUCAGUUACAGCCAAAUUUUAGGGUCCAGAAGGAUCUUGCUAGUGAGCAACGAUGUUUUUUGGGCAGGGAGAUUGGUGAGAAAGAAGUGGAGGAUUCAGGACCAAUGUCUAAACAUGAGGAACCGUUACUCCGUGGAACGGUUAUCAACAACCCUGAGAAGGGUGAGGACGUUUUUGAGCCUCCAUCGAUGAAUUCAACAGAUUUUGUGAAACAUUCUUCUGAGACAGGCUCAGAGGAAAGGAAGACAAUUGUUGGCUAUUCUCAAGUUCCUCUCAAAUGCAGAGGUAAUGUUAGCAUCAGCGACUGUUUGUGUGAUGACAAAAAAUUCCAGGAUUUCAGAAGUUCUUGUCCACCACCUUUGAAGAACCAACAAAAAGUUAAUUCUAAUAUAGAUGUGUCUUGGAAAGAAGGUGAAAAGGCUCAGCCAUGGUGGCAGAUCACUGAUGAGAAUGAGCUAGCUUCACUGGUUGCAGAAAAGGCAAUGCAGCAUAUCGAGAAUUGUGAUCUGCCAAGACCUGCCCAGGUAGUUCGGGUGCAUGGGACAGAAUAUAAUCAAGAAAAUAUGGGUGAGUAUGAAGGAUCAUCAUGUUCUGCAGGUAGAGUGUCGCAUUCUUAUCCUGGACAGUCUGAACAUAUUCAGUUCAGUUAUAACAGCACAGAUGAGUUCGGUUUGUCUAAUGAUGCAGUUUGGCAGGAGCAGAAAAGAAAUAACACAUACAGUGGUGCACAGGUUUUUUCUAGGAGUAACCAUACAGCACCUGAAAGCAAACAAAUGCCCCUGAAUCCAUCUGAGCGGGCUCAACUUUUGGAGGCACUCCGUCAUUCACAAACACGCGCUAGGGAAGCCGAGAUGGCUGCCAAGGAAGCACACAGUGACAAAGACGACGCGAUCACGCUGUUGCUCCAACAGGCCUCACAUCUCUUUGCGUGCAAGCAGUGGUUGAAAUUAUUACAGCUGGAGAACAUAUGCCUCCAGCUCAAGCACAAACGAAACCGGCAUCAGAUAGCAGCCUUGAUGAAAGAACUCCCAUGGUUGUCGCUGAACGAGAAACCAGCACCGAAAGAAGAGAGAAAAGAUUGGACAGGGAGGAAAGGCAGGAGGAGGCAGAAGAAGAGAGGUUGCUUCUGUGACGCCAUCCUAUUUGCUUUCGGUUUAGGCCUUGCUGGUGCGGGUUUGCUUCUUGGCUGGACUCUUGGGUGGCUGCUGCCGAAGUUGUAAGAUUUUCGUAGUUUGUCCGAGACUAUGUAGCUAGGCAAGUAUUUCGCGUGCAAGUGCGACCGACUGAAAUAGUCAAACCGAUAGGCUCCUGUCGAUUUGGAAACCGCGGUGGUUUGAAGCCAUGAAUGUAUAUAUGUAAAUAUAUGUGGGUUGGGUGUUUGAAUUUUUAUAGUAAAGAGAGAGGGAGAGAGAGAGUUCUUGAGCUGGGGAGUCAAAAUUCAUCUCUCGUGCUUAAGAAAACUGAUAACCGUUCGUAAAUAGAUGUAAAUAUUUUUUUUCUUGAGACUAUUGUUUAACUUGCACCGUUAAUACUGUAUAUCAAAAUAUUCAGAUUGCUUGGGAGAUUAA